CAACAAUAACAACAACGACAACAACAAUAACCUGGACAACAUCAACACUGCUAACAGCAACAGUAACAUCAACAACCAGAACACAGUGACCAUCCCGCCAGCCAUGAUGGGCCGCCGACGACGCCACCUCGAGACCGCCAUCUUGGAGGAGUAUAAAGAAAGCUUACGGCUAAAGCCAGAGGAAGAGGUGACAGCUCUCGUGGUGAUGGACUUUAUCAGGGCUUUGAGGACAGCCAUGUUGACCUCUGAUCCCAGCUGUGCCCUCAGGAACCUGUGUCAAGUCAACAAGUCUGCCGUGGCCAGAGGUCAUCUCGCUGACGUCCUCGCCGAUGUCUUCAGCAAAGCUCUCGUGGACCAGUAUCCCCGGGAGCUCCCUAUUCGACGACGGUUGCUGCUAAAUGCCGCUGCUGAAGGUAGGCGUGGCCAGGACUGUAGCUCCGCCCAUCCCUCCUGUUCCGACGCUGAAUGGAUGGUCCUCAGUCCCUUCUUGGACCUGGAAACGGAGGACCUCGUGUGGGAGGAGCCGCCGGUAACACUGGAGGAGGACCUCGGGCUGCCUAAUUUGAUGAGUAUUGUACAAGUGACUUCAUUCACCUCUGGGUUGGAUGUUUUGUUUGAAUGAAGGAUGGCGGAGACCAACUCUGCCCUCCCUCAGUGAUGGUGAUAUCAUUCUGCGGUGACUUAACUCGUCUGGUCUGGUAGAAGCAAGAAAUACAGAGUCAUAUAGUUAUGACGAAAAGCCGCAAGAAGAGAGAUUUCAGCCCGACUGACUCUUCCUUCAACGGUACAGGACCCCAGCAGCAGCAGCAGCAGCAGCAGCAGUAGUAGUAGUAGUAGCAGUAGUGUAGUCGUAGCAAGAAAACAUCCUGAAGCCAAGUGAGAGUGUCAGCCUUACCCGGCAAGAACCUGAGAAGACCUACGCCCGUCAACAACCUGCCGAUGGCUCUGUACUGUGACCCGAUAACCUAACUCUUUUGAAACAUCUCAGAGAAUAAUCUUACUAGUUCCUGUGACAGAUCAACACACUGUCAACAAUCUCAACAUGUUCCUGAAGCUUACUACUGAGAACGUGUCCACACCAUACACCCACAGUGUAGCUCAGGCGGUGACAUCCCGCAACGUCAGUGAUUACUCUCAGCACCCCGACCAUUUAUACUCCUUCAAUGACAUCUACAGGGUUUAUCCUCAGCCUUUCAGUCUUCUGGAGGAUAUAUCAAGAGAGAAUAAUAAGGGUGAAGAGGAAGAAGGAAGAAAACAGAUGCAGAAGAAGCACCUCCUCCUGACUCGGGUGGGUCGGUCCAGCAGUAAGUGUGGUUCACCUGGGUCAGGCGUCAACGUGCUGGCCGUCCUCAGCACCACCGUCCUCACUGUCCAGCUCAUCAUCAACAUUGUCGUCAACAGCAAUAACAACAACAAUAAUAAUAACAACAAUAACAACAACAAUAACGACAACAACCGUAACGAAAAUAUGAACAUGGUGAUGACGAUGAAUGAGAACAUGAACGACGUCGGAGGCAGACUUCUGGACAGGUUUGGAUCCCAGCGAAGUUUACCCUCAAGAGGAAAGAAAACGAAAACAGAAAACCAUCAAAAUACGAAUACUUGGAGGAAUAACUCAAACAGGUUUUCUUCUCAAAGAUCCCCGCUACAACCGGACUUCAAAACAGCCACUUCCAAAAGACCUCCCUCCAGCUACUGGCUUUCAAAAAGGUCUACCUACAAGCAUUGUUCGUGUAAGAAGGCUUAAGCAACACUCAACUCAAUUUAUCAAACUGUAUUUUUCACACUCGUGCAUAUUUAGUCACUUGGAGAAUAGUAUUGUUCAAGUUUUUUUUACUACAACCGUGUAAAAAUAAUUAAAUCUAUUCCAUAAUUUGAGUUUU
Molecule: messenger RNA, 1883 nt
Organism: Homarus americanus (American lobster)
Lineage: Eukaryota; Metazoa; Arthropoda; Malacostraca; Decapoda; Nephropidae
Product: myb-like protein AA
Exons: 3
Coding region: 1043-1747 (234 amino acids)
Source: RefSeq, a predicted model, not a curated record